AUGGAGAGCACCAUCGACGACAACUCAACUCCCAAUCCUGGCGGCCAACGCGAGGGCGAUUCCCCUUCAGGGGAAUCCGCCCAUGUUUUCAAGAGGGUAAGGGCGUGCACCGCAUGCCGCAACAUGAAGAUCAAAUGUGUUUCCGUCCCAGGCUCAAGAGACUGCGAGGCCUGUCUCAGAUUCUCGAGACCUUGUCAGGAUCCUGGGCCCCCCAAGGCACGCGCAAGGCCUUCACAGAGAUUUUCCGAGCUCGAGAAGAAGAUUGGCGCGUUGACGAACGCGUUAUACUCUGAGCGGCUACGAAACCAGCAGCUGUUCAUCCAGAGAGCUGGCGACCCGCAGUGGUCCAGAACCCCAGACUCCGAUUCUCGGGAUACCGACGGCUCAUCGCCGACGCGGCCGGGUCGGGAUUCAGUACCCGGCCUGGGGCAUGGCGGGAUCGACAUUGCAGCAUCCGGCGACGUCUUCAGCCAGGGAUUGGUAGAUAUGCCCACCGCUGUUCUCCUGUUCAACCACUGGAAUAUCUUCAUGCGGCCGUUCAUGCCAAUUAUUCAGUUCUCGCCCGAGGAGGAUGUGUCCGUUCUUCGUGCAGAGAAGCCUAUCUUGCUCCUAGUAAUUAUGAUGAUAGCCAGCACAUCAAUUAGGCCCCAUCUAGUGCCGCAUUUUCUGGCCCGCCUCAACGACACUCUCGCUCAGGAGGUCUUUAUACAGGGCGCUCGAUCGCUUGACCUGUUGCAGUCUAUGGUCCUCUUCUCCCAAUAUUACAUCCAACCGCAACACAUCAAGACGUUUGCAUUACCCCACCAUAUAUAUAGCGCCGUGGUCAUGGCCCACGAUCUCGGCUUGGAUGAGGUGCCCGCACCGAACGAGACCGACAAUAGGAAUAAGGCGAAUGACUACAGAACUCUCCUAGCAGUCUAUCUUGGAGCGUCAAGUACAGCGACACUUUUGCGACGGCAUCAACCCAUUCAACCUACAUCAUCGUACCGGGCAUCCGUUGAUGCUCUGAGGCGACACUCCACGAGAGACAAGGACGACGAAUGGCUGUGUAGCCUAGUCGGCUUACAGGAAAUCUUUGACGAGGUUUCGAAAACGUUGAACGCCUCCUCUCACCUUACGGACCAAUCGUUCGAUGAUUUUAGAACACAGCAUCUGCUGAGUAUUUUCCGACAACGAUUGGCCGACUGGAAGCAAUCCUCCUCGACAGACAUCAACCCGCACCUUACGGCAUAUGCUGCAUCCAUAGCGGAGCUUUACAUCCACCAAGUUGCCAUCCGAGUUUACAAUCGCCGGAUGUUUCCUCCCCCUCAGGACAAGGACAGAGAGAGCUCGGGAAGACCACGACAACCGUUCACUGCGACGCAUACCGACGCGCUCUGCCUCUGCUUGAAGGCUAGCGCGACGGCUCUGGACAUCUACCUCUCUCUGGAUGAUGCGACCACGCGCUAUCUUCCUAACAUAUUCCUCACCUGGGGCAUGUGUGCCGCGGUAUGCCUGACAAAAUUGAGUCAUUUUGCCGCGAACCUGUCACUACCUGCCACGGCCGGCAAUGAUCGCGACAACCCACCGUCUCCCGCGAGCUAUCUUGACGCAUUGAUCCAAAGGGUUGCCAAUCUAUCCCAGAAUGGGUAUUUCCCACAAUCACGACCAUUUCUAACCGCCUUCCAAAAGCUCAAAAUAUGGUAUUUGCAGAAAAGAACGGUCUGUAUCAAUAACAGUAGGGGAGAUUGUGCCGGCGGAAGCCCCGGCCCCGUCCACGAUAUUGUUGGGACACGAACUCCUCCGGCCUCUCCACCGGCUACGCACGCACACGUUACUAGCACACCAUCCUCAGCCCAGCCGGAUUCGCGAGCAUCGUCAGACAACCAAAUGAAGCCUCGCCAUGGGUCAGGCUUCCCCAGAGCAGCGCCCGAGGUUCCACAAAUUGGCCAGCAAAAUCUUGAUUGGGGUCUGAGUUCCUACUCGCUGGACCGUGUUGACAUGGAGAAUGGCACAGCGAUAGAUACCACAACUUCUGACCCCGGCUAUGACCCGGACUACCUACUUAGUAAUAUGGACGAGAUGGAACUCAACCUGAGCGGUAUGAAGGACUUGGAUGCCUUGAUGAUGCAGACUGACGAUGGGGAACUUUGGUCCUUGCUACAAUAA
Molecule: messenger RNA, 2148 nt
Organism: Durotheca rogersii
Lineage: Eukaryota; Fungi; Ascomycota; Sordariomycetes; Xylariales; Xylariaceae
Exons: 3
Coding region: 1-2148 (715 amino acids)
Biological process (GO): regulation of DNA-templated transcription
Cellular component (GO): nucleus
Molecular function (GO): transcription cis-regulatory region binding; zinc ion binding; DNA-binding transcription factor activity, RNA polymerase II-specific
Source: RefSeq, a predicted model, not a curated record